CCCGCCCCUGCAGAGCUAGGCGCCGGGACGGGGCAGGUUUCAGUCUGCUGCCGGGAAUGUGAGGCUGUCGGUUCGGCCGUGCCCCGCGUUCGCCCCGAGCUUCCCGAUCGACGCCCCACGUCCGCCGCCGCCGCCGCCUGCCCUCAGCUCGCGCGCGCACGCGGAGGCCGGGCGGCCGGGGCCGUGAGGCGCGCGCGCGCGGUCGCCGCCCCUCGGAAGCCUCCGGAGCCGCACACGGGUUCGCUACGGAGGGAGGCGGGGGCCUGCGGGAGGAGGCGGAGGAGGAGCGAGGGAAGAUGGCGGCCUUGGAGCUCGAGUGGAUCCCCGAGACGCUCUACAACACCGCCAUCUCCGCUGUCGUGGACAACUACAUCCGCUCGCGCCCCGACAUCCGCUCCUUGCCGGAGAAUAUCCAGUUCGACGUUUACUACAAGCUUUACCAACAGGGACGCUUAUGUCAACUGGGCAGUGAAUUCUGUGAUUUGGAAGUUUUUGCUAAAGUUUUGAGAGCUUUGGAUAAAAGACAUUUGCUUCAUCAUUGUUUUCAGGCUUUGAUGGAUCAUGGUGUUAGAGUUGCUUCUGUCUUGGCCUACUCUUUCAGUAGACAGUGCUCUUACAUAGCAGAAUCAGAUGCUGCAGUAAAGGAGAAGGCCAUCCAGGUUGGCUUUGUCUUAGGUGGCUUUCUUUCCGAUGCAGGCUGGUACAGCGAGGCGGAGAAGGUUUUUCUCUCUUGCCUUCAGUUGUGUACUCUACAUGAUGAGAUGCUCCACUGGUUUCAUGCAGUGGAGUGCUGUGUGAGGUUGCUUCAUGUGCGAAAUGGAAAUUGCAAAUAUCAUCUAGGUGAGGAAACAUUUAAAUUAGCUCAGACGUACAUGGAUAAGCUGUCAAAACACGGCCAGCAAGCAAACAGAGCUGCCCUCUAUGGAGAAUUGUGUGCGCUCUUGUUUGCAAAGAGCCAUUAUGAUGAGGCAUACAAGUGGUGCGUUGAGGCAAUGAAGGAAAUUACGUCAGGCCUACCAGUCAAAGUUGUGGUGGAUGUUUUAAGACAAGCAUCUAAGGCUUGUGUAGUCAAACGGGAAUUUAAGAAGGCAGAGCAGUUGAUUAAACAUGCAGUGUAUCUGGCACGAGAUCAUUUUGGAUCUAAACACCCAAAAUACUCUGAUACACUGCUGGAUUAUGGAUUCUACUUACUCAAUGUAGACAAUAUCUGCCAGUCUGUUGCGAUUUACCAGGCAGCACUUGACAUUCGGCAGUCGGUGUUUGGUGGUAAAAAUAUUCACGUAGCAACAGCUCAUGAAGACCUGGCUUAUUCUUCCUAUGUUCACCAGUACAGUUCCGGAAAAUUUGACAAUGCACUAUUUCAUGCAGAAAGAUCCAUUGGUAUCAUUACCCACAUCCUACCUGAAGAUCAUCUUCUUUUGGCUUCUUCAAAGAGGGUGAAAGCACUCAUUUUAGAGGAGAUUGCAAUUGACUGUCACAACAAAGAGACGGAACAGAGGUUGCUUCAGGAAGCACAUGACUUGCACUUGUCCUCUCUCCAGCUAGCUAAGAAAGCUUUUGGAGAAUUUAAUGUACAGACUGCAAAACACUAUGGUAACCUUGGACGACUUUAUCAGUCAAUGAGGAAAUUUAAGGAAGCUGAAGAAAUGCACAUAAAAGCAAUUCAGAUUAAGGAGCAGCUUCUUGGUCAAGAAGAUUAUGAAGUAGCCCUUUCGGUGGGACAUCUGGCAUCCUUAUAUAAUUAUGACAUGAAUCAAUAUGAAAAUGCUGAGAAACUGUAUUUACGAUCUAUAGCAAUUGGGAAGAAACUGUUUGGUGAAGGCUACAGUGGACUAGAAUAUGAUUACCGAGGCCUCAUUAAACUUUACAACUCCAUUGGAAAUUAUGAAAAAGUGUUUGAGUAUCACAACGUUCUGUCUAACUGGAACCGGUUGCGAGAUCGACAGUAUUCAGUGACCGAUGCCCUUGAAGACGUCAGCAGCAGCCCCCAGUCCACUGAGGAAGUGGUGCAGUCCUUCCUGAUGUCUCAGAAUGUCGAGGGACCAAGCUGCUGAGGGACAGCCUCAGCUAACAAUUACCUUUUCCCAGAGUCUGGGGAAUUCAUACUGUGAAAUCAAAACCAUGUUGUUUUGGGGCUGGCAUUUGCAUUGAAACACUGGUCCAGUCCAUUGAAGACCCUAUUUCGGGUAGUCCUGUAUUGCAGUUCCUGUAGAAUAAGCAUAUAUUGAGUUAGAUCAGCAUGUGCCGCGUGUGUAAGUAGUCCCACGUUCUCACCCUAGUAGAACAACAGGAUACCUUUUUUUUUCCUUUUUAAAAAAUAAUUCAUUUUUCAGAAAGCCUGAAAGAAAAAAAGAACCCCUAAAUAAAACUAUUUAAGAGUUUAAAAGAGUUGCAUUCUUAUUAUGUAAGGAUGAUUUUAACAACUUUUAACAUGUAAUUCUUCCAUGUGGAGGUAUUCAAUACUGUAUUGUAAGGAAAUUUUAUGGAAAACUCUUUAUAUGCAGUAUAGAAAAGUAACACAGGUACUAAUAAAGGGGAGCAGGGGCGCCCUCACACAGCUUUGGCUAGCUUUCCCAGAUCAGUGCACACAGCCAUUCCAGAACUACAGUUCAGUGAGGACUGUCAGAUUCAUCUGACUGGACCAGUGUUGAUCUGUCAGUCACAGAACACCAGGUAGACCAGCAGUUCGAACUCUUUGUUUUUGGUACAGUGGUGAGAUGCUCUAAUAGUGUUUGCUAACAGGACCAGAAGGAUCUAAAAGGACCAGGCAACUGUGGAAGGUGUUAUUUGGACCAGAGGCUUUAGAUUAUUAUUUUAGUCACUGCACUUGCCUUUUCCAAUAGAACAAUUUGAUUUAGAUAGAGUGCAAAGUACUAAUGCAAGAGUUUUACUUGUAUCGCAGAUACAAAACUAUGGGAUGUGGACAAUGUCAGCGGCAAAUCUUUAGUCACGGUACGUGGGUGGCAGUGUCAUAAGCAAUUCUGUAACUGUCUGCUGCGGCGAUUUUAAUCCGCCCUAGUACUCCAUGUAGUUAACAAGCAUACUGACUAAGAGUCCUGACAUAACUCAUGUCCAGAUGAGAAUUUUAGGUUUAUUGUAUGGUUUGUGGGGAUUAAGAAGCUUGAAUGCACAAAAAAAGUCUUAGGAAGUCCUUCAUUUUUGUGGAAAAUAAAUACUAGUACAACCAGUCAUUUUAACUGAAAUCCAGGAGGCAAGUGGAAAGAUCCUCCUAUAAUGUCUUUUUCACUGAUUGGGGCUUUGUUGGUUUUUUUUUAAUUUUUUAAAGCUAGCCAGGUUAUUUAAUGUGGAGCUAAUAAUUCCUAAGUGUGACAUGUAACAAAAAAGAUCUUUUGCUGUUACCUCAAUUCUUAGCACAGUGGCCCAUCUCGUGCUUCUGUAGUUAAGAAUACGGGUUUCUCCCCUAUUUUCAGGGGUCCCUGACUUGGCCAUUAGAUACACUGCUCUUGGCAGUGAAUGCUUGGAGUAGUAUGUAGGUGAGUGGGUAUGUGUCAAAUUUUGUUCUUUUAGCAUGCUCGUCGAGUAAAGGAAAGCAAAGUUAUCAUGUAGAGAACAGAAACUUUAAUUUAGAGGCUUCAGGAUUUAUCUUAAACUUUUUUUAACGUCCCAAUUUUAACUUUGUUUGAAACUGCUAUUUGCAAUCAUAGUGUUAAGCCAGUGCGCUUAGGUCCUUAGAAGGGAACUUAAUGGGAGCGUAUCCCAGCAGGUGAGGCUAGCCCACACCCUGACACAACUUUGGGUUCAGUGACUUGAAUUUAUUGCUCUGUCUGAAUUUCUGAUUAAAUUCUUCAAAGAAUCAAUUGGUUCACUUGCAGUUUAUCCAUCUGCCCCCCUCCCCCUUAACUACAGUCUUGCCAGGUGUCACCUCUAUUACCCAAGGAGUCUGUGUGACCAAGGAGGAGUGUUUCCCAGUUACUCAGCUCGAGCCUCACAGGCCUAUAUAUUUGAUACCUCCAAAGACAUUUUCAGGAUAGGCUUUGUAUACUUUUAUUGGCUAUUUAGAGCCCUGUGGUAUGUUUGUGGUAUAGGAAUGUCAUGGUAAAUUGUUUUUCAAUAAAUAUUUUGAAACUUAAGUUUCCCCAUGAAUUAUUUUUAUUUAAUCUGAGUUGUUGGUGUUGUGCACAUACAGCAUUUUGCAUAGUCAGGUAACUUAAGGCUCAUCUUCCUCAGCUCAGUUCACACUUAACUCAUACUCAGUGAUGACAUUCUUUAGAAGUCUGUGAUCACAGAUAAUGUCAGAUGACAACCAGCCCCAACCUCCGGCAUCGCUGUUGUCAGUUUCUCCGUCUUACUACUCCUUCAAUAUGAUUUUCUGUAUCAUAAAAGUUAUUCUAAUGCCUACACUGUAGCAGUCUGUUUUCUUAAAUGAAAUGACUUGAUGUGUUCUGAUUCUAGUGAGAAAGCAAUACCUAAUGAUUUCAAGUGUGGGAAAUAUCCCUUUAGCAAGGAUACUGAGAAUGUAGUGAGAUGAAUGCCAUCAUAAUUUUACUUUUAAAACUUCGCUAAAGCAGGGUGUAAUAUAUUAUAUAUAUAUAUAUCUCCUCAGUAUUCCGGAGGCUGAGUGAGGCAGGAAGAUGUUAAGUUCCAGACAGCCUGGGCUACAAACAAAAAUCUCAAAGGAAAAACUAAAGUUUACCUCACACUUACCACAGCUUGCAUAUAAUUUUAAAUAAAGGCCUAUGAUCUCGUCCUCCCUUAAAUUCUCUUAUUCCUAAGCUUGGUGCUACUUGAGCGGGGCCACGAGGGAGCUCGUGCCUGUGACACAGCUGAGUUGCUAGCAUGCGGUUUAAUAGCACCAACUGGGUUUUUAGUACGUAAUAUUUAUGGUCCUCGAACUAGAUUUGGACUCUUUCUCCAUGGCUGUAUGCUGUCCUUUAAACACCAGCUCAGUCCCCUGCCUGGGAACCCUGCCUGCCGUGAGGAUCAGCCUUUUGUGCUGGCCACUAGAGGACCGUGAGGUACAGGAAGCUGCCUGUGAUGGCGCAAGGUUUAAUCCCAGCUACCUGGGAGGCAGAGGCAGGAGAAUCACUUCACAUCACCAGGGCAGCCUCUCAGACCCUGUCUCAAGAAUACAAUGAAGUGCAGCAGCUUCGAGCUUGGAAGUUCUGAGCUGCCAUUGGACUUGUCUUUAUAGAGCAAACAGCUGAGUCUGUGAUGCAAGCUUUGGGCCAAAACUUUGCAAAUUCAGAGAACAGUUUGCUAAGCAACAGGUGUUACUAACUGCCACUUUUUUUUUUUAUUUUUAUUUUUUAUGUUUUCCCCUAGGGUUUUUAGCCCUGAAGCUUCCAGUCUUCUUUUUCUGGAUGGCAAAGUUACUACUGGGAAAAAAAAAAUUAUUUAUAAUUACUGAUUUUUAAGAGUUUUAUUUUUGUUUUAAAGAUUAACACUUUGCCUCUUGGCUUUAGAGGACUUCAGAUUACCUGGAAAAAAAGAUUUAUCUUAAAUAGAACAUUUGGGUUAGUGUACAGAUUUAACAGUAGUAGUUCUUCUGUCCCCAGAUCUCAGGAAUGUUUUAGGCAGAAAACUGGCUUUUUCCCUGAUGGUGAUUUGAAGGAGUGUGCUUUAGAAUUUAACACUAUUGUUAAUUGCGGUUCUAGGUAUCUAGCAUGAGUGGCCUUAAUGAGUUUGUUGAAGUGCACAUGUUUUUCAAAAGUAAAAUUUAUGAUUAAAUAUAUAUGCUAUAUAGAGAUAUCUAGGAAACUUGGUUGUGGUGCACAAAAUGUUGGAUCACUGAAUUGCAGGUACCAUUUGUAUAACAUCACUCAUAUCUGUAUAUUCCUUUUAUGGGAAGACAUGUUGCCAUGGUGACUAAAACUUUUCAAUUUAGUUUUACUUUAUUAUGUGAAUGAAUGCUACAUUUUAUUAAAUAUUACCAGGUCAGUACUAUUUUUAUACCUUAUUAAGCAACAGGGGUUUUAGUUUAAUAGGUUCAAAAUAAACAAAACCCUUAAUGGAAUAAUUGCAGAUGAAUCACUAGCAUUCUUUACAUGAAAAUCCCCACUACUAGUGCCGCAGUAAUUUCUAUAGAAAUAUCGAUGGUCAGUAAUAGAUUCUGAAGACGGUUGAGUCAGAACGGCCUUUCCUAUCAUUCUCACCCACUUGUAGCACCCACCGUUAUUUGUAACUAUUAAGCCACACUAAGUAUGUUUGUAACCAGCAUUGUGAUAUAUUCUGUACUUGUAUUGCUAAAUGAGUUAUUGAUCUAAUAAAUAGAGUGUUCCUGCA
Messenger RNA from Meriones unguiculatus (Mongolian gerbil), 6243 nucleotides. RefSeq names its product amyloid beta precursor protein binding protein 2 (gene Appbp2). Gene Ontology annotation, molecular function: protein binding. The transcript is spliced from 13 exons. The record is from RefSeq and is a predicted model, not a curated record. NCBI's taxonomy places the organism in Eukaryota, Metazoa, Chordata, Mammalia, Rodentia, Muridae. Gene Ontology annotation, biological process: intracellular protein transport. Bases 297 to 2054 code for a protein of 585 amino acids.